AUGGUGCAGCAGCAGGAGCACUUCUUCUUCGAGCCGCUUCCGCAGCGGCGCUUCGACGCGCUGCUGGGUGACCCCGUCUUCAAGGCGGCGCAGCACAGGUGGGGCCUCCACGCCACGACACGCCUCUGCGCCUUCCGCUUCCAGCGUGACAGCGGCAGCAGUAACAUGAACAACAACGCCGUCAGCUCAGUUCACCUCCGCUUCUCCGGCUUUCACAGGGGCCUGCUGCCGGAGUUCCUGCAGGCCCUCUUCGAGGCGCCGGCAGUGCGGGAGGGACUCGCGCUUCGUGCCGAGGCGGAGGCCAGCGCUGGGGGCGGCGGCGUCGACUACUGCGAGCUGCGCUGCUGCUGGACAACGCUGCAGCCAUUCGCUCGCCUCGCCGCGGCAGGCGUCGUGCGGCACGUUGAGCCGUCUGCUGACGGCGACAGCAACGACAAGAACAAAAUCAAGGACGACGACGAUGAGGUGGCGCCGUUCGACGGCGUACGGAUGCCGGUGGUGAGGCGCGCGGACGUGUACCUCCCGCAUGACAUCGCUGUCACGGAUGAGCUCCGCGCUCUCUUUCUGCUGGCACACAACGGAGGCGCAUGCGGUGGUGACAACAGCGACGAUGAUGAUGAUGAUAACGACGAUGCCUUCGGCUUUGGUGCUCGUGGGCAACUCUCCACCGCGGCGUUACGCAGCGUCUUUAGCAAGGAGGAGCGUUCGGAGUUCCUGUACCACAUUCUGUGGCGCCUUGUGGCGGGCGGCGGCAGCACCAAUCAGUGGGACGAUGAGCUGACGGUGUACCUCGAGGCUGCACGCAUCUUUUACAAAUCUCUUGUCGCGAUUCGCCUCGCCCAGGUGAGCGCGACAUCAUCACAGACGACUGCGGCAGCAGGAACAACAGCCGCAGUCGUGGACGAGCCAGACCGCGGUGUCGAGGACGACGAUGCAUUGAAGAGGGGCACGCUGGUUCCGGAAGUGGUAUCCACAGUGGUGUCGGUGCGGAAUGUCCACGGCGUUCGGCUGUUCGACCGCAGCGACGACGCGGAGCCGAGCAACCUGAAUUACUGCUACGUCUGCAUCAACCCCGCGCAGUCGGAGGUGGUGGUAUGGUACCACUGCUUCUAG
Molecule: messenger RNA, 1113 nt
Organism: Trypanosoma grayi
Lineage: Eukaryota; Euglenozoa; Kinetoplastea; Trypanosomatida; Trypanosomatidae
Exons: 1
Coding region: 1-1113 (370 amino acids)
Source: RefSeq, a predicted model, not a curated record